Messenger RNA from Prunus persica (peach), 1445 nucleotides. Its product is annotated as transcription factor MYB25. The record is from RefSeq and is a predicted model, not a curated record. Gene Ontology annotation, cellular component: nucleus. The transcript has a single exon. NCBI's taxonomy places the organism in Eukaryota, Viridiplantae, Streptophyta, Magnoliopsida, Rosales, Rosaceae. Gene Ontology annotation, molecular function: DNA-binding transcription factor activity, RNA polymerase II-specific; RNA polymerase II cis-regulatory region sequence-specific DNA binding. Gene Ontology annotation, biological process: regulation of DNA-templated transcription. Bases 615 to 1346 code for a protein of 243 amino acids.
GAUCCAUGACAUGACCAUAUUAUCCACCCCUAAUCUCGGUUCGGUAGUUCAGUAGUUGCUUCACACUCCUAUUCCGUUCCGUUUCCGUUCCAUUAAGAAACGGAUAGCCGUCACACUAUCCUACUCUACAUUCAACAAACUGCCCUUACUCUUUUUUUCUUUUUCCUUUUUCUGUUAAUUCUUACGUGUGUGUGUGUGCGCCAUCGUCACCAUCCAUCUCAAAUCGAAGUCAUGAGCCCUGAUGGAUCAGAUUGAUCUAGAGAAUUGAGCUCUAUAAUCAAAAGAACCAUCAGUCUUGAUGGAAGUUAUAACCUCCUACUUCUUAAACCCAAUAGACAAGUUUGACAACAACAACAAAACCCAGCAUUUCCCAGAGGCUUAAUAAUAAUAUUAUCAUACAAAAUAAAAUUUAAAAACAAAAAAACAGAAAGGAAAGAAACGCGUUUCAAGUUAAUUUCUGUUAUGUGAAUCAGAGCGGUUUUACGGUUCAUGCAUGUCGCCAACCCAACCCCCCCACCCCAUUCUUCAACCCCCCCUCUCUCCCUUCCCAUUCUCAAAUUCACACAAUCCAUUUCUUCUCUCUCUCUCUAACUCCAACUGAUCAUCAUCGUCGUAUGAUGAUCAUCAUGAGCGUGAUCAACAGUGAUGAGGAUCGAGUGAAGGGGUCGUGGAGCCCACAAGAGGACUCCACGCUCAUCAAGCUGGUGGCCCAGCACGGCCCACGCAACUGGUCCCUCAUCAGCACCGGCAUCCCCGGCCGCUCAGGCAAGUCCUGCCGCCUUCGGUGGUGCAACCAGCUCAGCCCCACCGUCCAGCACAAGUCCUUUACGCCGCAAGAGGACAACAUUAUCGUCCGGGCCCACGCCCUCCACGGCAACAAGUGGGCCACCAUCGCCCGCCUCCUCCCCGGCCGAACAGAUAAUGCCAUCAAGAACCACUGGAACUCCACGCUACGGCGUCGUCGCCAACUCGCCGAGUUGUCGUCCGCGUCGUCCGAUUCCAACUCGGUCGCACAGAUCAGGUACGAGCCGGGCAUGAAGCGGCAGUGCCUGAGGGCGUCGCCGGAGCCCGAUAGCUUUAAAGCGGACGUGGGAGGGGACGGGGUGGUAGAAACGUCGCUGACGCUGUUGCCACCUGGCGAGAAGGAGGAAAACGAGGUCAUUUUGAAGAGCGAGGAUCAUGAUGACGAGGGAAAAUGUGCUGUGGAGAUGGAAGAGACGUGUUUGCUAACGAUCAUGCAGCGGAUGAUAGCCCAGGAGGUGAGGAAUUACGUUGAUGGCUUACGGGCCGAGGCUGGACCCACGUCGUUUGGGCUUCAGUCAGCAGGGCUCCAAAAUGAUCCGUAACGCUUCAAUAUUUUCUAUUUUGCACUCUUCAGUUUUCAAUAUCUUUUGGUCUCUGUUGGGUUGUGAAUUCUCACUUUCAAAAUCGGCGUGAACUUGGAA